Molecule: messenger RNA, 5538 nt
Organism: Osmia bicornis bicornis
Lineage: Eukaryota; Metazoa; Arthropoda; Insecta; Hymenoptera; Megachilidae
Gene: Neurl4
Product: neuralized-like protein 4
Exons: 17
Coding region: 238-5397 (1719 amino acids)
Molecular function (GO): ubiquitin protein ligase activity
Source: RefSeq, a predicted model, not a curated record
AAAAUAAAAUUUUUUGUAAAAUCCAUUAUCCAAUGAGGAAAUACUAGAGGAAAGGGACGGAAAGUAUGGUAUACGAUCGUUUCUAUCUUAUCCAUAAAGUUGCGAUUGUUACUUCGUUCGUGACUGCGUCCGAAGAGAAAGAGAAACAGAAAGCGAGAUGGAGCGUGGCCAGUGAUCGUUAGCAAAACGAAGACAGAGAGACGGUAGAAACGAGAAGGCGAUGCACGAUUUGGUUAUAUGUCGACGGUCGGUGCACAACAAAUCGUCGACAUGUUUCAUCAACGAUGCGGUCAUCGAGUGACUUUAACGAACAAUAAUUGCACGGCCAUACGAGAUUUUUUAGAAUAUAAUUAUGGAUUGGUUCUAAGCGCGGAGCCGCUCAAGGAUGACCAGCUUUUCGAAGUCCGCAUUGACAAGAAGCUGAAAUCAUGGAGCGGCAGCAUAGAAAUUGGUGUAACGGAAUGCGAUCCAGAGAUAAUAGAACUGCCGGCUCGUGCUACCAAUCUGUGUCAAGGAACUUGGAUCAUGACCAAUUCCGGUAUAGUACACGACGGGGUAAGAACAGUAGAAACUUACGGAAUGAACCUGAACGCUUUGGAAGCUGGAAGUACUUUGGGAGUAAUGAGGACAUCUAAUCACGAGCUAAUAUUUUACAUCAAUGGUAUUUCCCAAGACGUGGCUGUAUCAAAUAUACCAGAACGCAUAUUUGCAGUGGUGGACAUGUACGGUGAUUGCGUACAAGUGACCAUAACGUACCCACAAAUAGCUGCUGCUUUAUGCAGCGAGCCGAAGGACGAGGUUGAAAUCAAUAACGAUUACGCUCUUGGAGAAGCAUCGAAUUCUUCGACAACCAAUCUAGUCGCUAAUUUAAAUGUUAAUUUAAACGUUAAUGUUAAUGUUAAUUUACCGAAAAACCCGAACCCUGCUGCUGUUAGAGAGGAUAGACUGAGGUUUCACGAAAGGGUUGGCUCGCUGGUUAAGUUGUCAAAUAAUGCUAGGACAGCGGAAAGGAGGAGACCCUUGGAUGAAUUUAAUAACGGUGUGGUAAUGACCCAUAGACCGUUAAGGGAUAACGAAUUAUUCGAGGUACGAAUUGAUAGACUUCUGCAUAAAUGGUCAGGCAGCAUAGAAGUUGGAGUUACUAUGCACAGUCCCACGGCAUUAGAAUUUCCAGCGACAAUGACUAAUAUGCGAUCAGGCACCACAAUGAUGUCCGGAUGCGGGAUACUGGUGAACGGGAAGGGCACGUGCCGCGAAUACGGCGAAUUUAAUUUAGACGAAUUGAGAGAAGGUGAUAGAGUAGGAAUGAUUAGAAGAAGCAACGGGAAUCUCCAUUACUUGAUAAACGGAUUGGACCAAGGAAUCGCUGCUAAAGUACCAGCAGGUGUAUGGGGUGUUAUAGAUCUGUAUGGGAUGACGGUGAAAGUGACGAUCGUCGAUCGGGACGAAAGGGAAGAGCAAAACUUAGUCACUAGGAGAAACACCUUGCAAUUGCAAGGUUUAAAUGAAGCUGAAGAAGAACCGCCAGAUAGGCUCAUGUUUCAUUCCUGUUGCGGUACACACGUGGAAGUGAUCAACAAUGGUCGUACUGCUCAUAGGCCUAACGUGAUGGACGACUUCAACAACGGCGUUGUACUGACCUCGAGGCCAUUGAAACCGAACGAAUUGUUCGAAGUGCGAUUAGAUAAAAUUGUAACGAAAUGGGCAGGGUCCAUUGAGAUAGGUGUCACCACCCAUUCGCCAACAGAGCUGGAGUUUCCUUUCACCAUGACAAACGUUAGAUCCGGCACAUGGAUGAUGACAGAAAACGGAGUGAUGCACAAUGGCACUACUAUAAUAGAUCAGUACGGACAGAAUCUCGAUCGACUGCAAGUCGGUGAUCGCGUGGGUGUAAUGAGAAAGGACAACGCGACGUUACACUUUUACGUGAACGGUGCUGAUCAAGGAGCAGCCGCGAUGAACGUGCCCGAAAGAGUUUACGGCGUUAUAGAUCUUUACGGGCAGGCCGCGCAAGCGACCAUAGUCGACAAUACCGAUUUCUAUAGUCCAACUACGAAUAAUUCUAGUUUCAGCAAUACAACUUUAUAUAGUGACUUGAGGUUUCAUCAUAUACACGGUAAAAAUGCGAAAAUAAUAAACAAUGGAUUGACCGCCCUGAGGCCCAGAGCCUUAGGGGAAUUCAACGAGGCCAUCGUGAUCGCGAAUCGUCCAUUACGAGACGGUGAAAUGUUCGAAGUGACCAUUGAUAAGAUGGUCGACAGGUGGACCGGAGCGAUCGAAGCAGGUGUAACUCUUAUAAGGCCUGACGAGCUAGAAUUUCCAUCUACGAUGACGGACAUCGACCACGACACUUGGAUGUUAUCCGGAUCCAACGUGAUGAGGGACGGUGUUACCUUAACGAAUAAUUAUGCCUGUGAUUUAGACAAACUAGUAGAAGGUAAUCGUAUCGGUAUGAUGCGAUGCUCGGACAGCAGUUUACAUUAUUAUCUAGAUGGAGUGGAUCAAGGGCCUGCAUGUACGGGUUUACCGCCGCACGUUUAUCCUGUGAUUGAUUUAUACGGUCAGUGUGUACAGGUGACAAUUGUAUUACCAGAACGUAGGGAUCCAAUGACCCAACAGUAUUUACCAUCAGAGAACAGCACUAGUCAACAGCCUACGUCUGUGAUUCAGCUUCAGGCUCAAACGGAAAUAAUGCACAAGUUUCACGAGUCUGUCGGCUUAAGUAUUCAGUUGAACAGCGACAGAACUGUGGCGACUAGGUGUAGAGAAUACAGUAACGCUGUAUUGUUGAGCGAAACACCGUUAGAGAAUAAUGAAAUUUUUGAAAUUACUAUUCAAGAAGUUGCCAGAGAGUGGAGUGGAUGUUUGAAAAUAGGCGUUAUGAGCAAUGAAACUGGAAACUGGUUGACGUCUAUGAAUCUUGUACCUGGUAUCGGAUCCAUACCGCCGGACGCUUGGUACUUAACAGGUAACGAAGUGAGGCACAAUGGAUACGUUUUAUGCAUGAAUUAUUGCCCCAGCUUAGAAUGGUUGCGGGUCGGUGAUAAGAUUGGAAUGAAACGUACCCACGAGGGUAAUCUAAAGUUUUACAUAAACGGGGAAGACAUGGGUAUAGCGGCGUCGAAUAUACCUGAAAUGGUGUACAGCGUGGUCGAGCUUUUCGGUAGUACAGUGGCUGUAAAUAUAACUAGUAGCAAACAACAGAAUACCGCUGUGUCACCGAAUGCUAGUUUGAGAUUGCAGGACUCCUUGGAAUUGUUAUUAGAUCCUAUGCCGCCUGUUUUGCGAAACGAUGCUGGAAUGGAUACGUCAGCAGAUGUGUCUGAAGGGAAAUUAGUGAACGAUGUAACACUUACACCCACACAGACUACACCUCACUUGGUUGGGGAAAGUGAUUGGAGUUACGAGUUUCAUGAGAACCAUGGUAGAAAUAUCCAAUUGGAAACGAAAACAAUUGCACGUAGGGUUGCGAGUUAUAAUCAAGGGGUGGUAAUGUCCAGUCGCCCGCUAAUAAAAGGCAAGCCAUUUUCAGUGAAAAUAGAGAAAUUGAACGAACGAUGGGUUUCUAAUAUUCUUUGCGGGGUAACUUGCAUUUCACCGGAGAAGGCCAACUUCCCUUUGACGGCUCUUGGUUUUAAAAAGCACUCGUGGAUCAUUUGCAGCGACUGGAUAUCUCAUAACGGUAUCAGAGUAAAAACAAAAUACGGUGCUGCUUUGGAAAAUCUUCAGUCUAACUCCAUAGUUGGUUUGUUCAUCGACGAAGAUAACAGAUUGCGAUUAAUCAUUAAUGGCGUGGAUCAAGGGGUAGCCGCAACGGACCUGCCUCCUUAUGUCUAUGCCGUAUUCGACCUCUACGGUCAGUGUGAACAAAUUUCAAUCGUGGGAAAUAAUGUGGAACCAUUCUCCUCCACUUCCAUCGAUAACACCGUGACGUCGGUGGAAUGUAUAAGAACGAAACUGGAGGAUGCGGAGAAUUCAAGAGAGAAAGCCGACUUAGAGUGUCACGAAAAGGAGAACGUUGUCGCUGCAACCUCCUCGGACUUAUCCUCUUCUACCUCGCCGAGCGUACCGAGCCAGUGCAGCUCGAACGUAAAGAACGACGACACCGUGGAGUACCAAGGAACCUGUAACAACGGGAGCGUGCAUUUAAUGAACAACAUCGAGAACAAAGCGAUGCCGAAUAACUCGGAUAGUAACAAUCUGGAAUCGAGCUCGGGCAUGAGCAACGACCCGGCGUCGCGAACCGUGAAAAACAAGAAUUACGACAAUUCGAACCAGCUGAACAACAGCGCGAUAUCGAACAGUCAGUCGGAGAAUACGAAUAACAGAAACGAGUGUACAAAUGUAGAAAUAAAUAACGCGACUAAUAUUAAUAUUAAAAACGGCACGGCGAACAGCACCAGCAAUAUAACUAAUAUGAAUACAAAUGCUAACAAUGUGAUAAACGAAAGCAUAGCGUCCAAUAGUCAAGGGGUUAAUUUAAACGCUACGCAUCAGAACAAUGCGUCUAUUAAUAUGUUAAGUUCGUCCCAGAACACGCUUAGCAACGGUGCGUCUGAUAUGUCGAACACCGUUUCAUCUGGUUUCAAUGAGAUCCGUACGAACGUGGCCUGGAACAACACCGUGUCUGUGAAUAAUUCUAUCGGUGGUAACACAACCAUUUCCGGCCAGAAUACAGCCUCGAUUCACAAUGCACCUUCGUUACAGCUACUCCAGAUAUCGUCGUUACCGUCCACUCCGCUCGCAACGAAUACUGUACCUUCGAAAAAGUGUGAAUACCUGAAGGCGUGCAUGAGGUUGAAGAAAUCGUUGGUUUUACCGGACGAAUUUUUCUCCCUAGACGACGUAUUGUGUUACUGUAGCGCUUGUUAUAAAGUAGAGGGGGACGGUGCGGUAUGCAAGAAAGGCGAACCACCGGCGGAGUUUGCUGUACCGAUAGGGUGGACCAGGUUUCCCUUGAGACAAAGUAUCAACGCCAAUCAAAUCCCCCAGGGUACGACGGACAAAUGGCACGUUGCUUUCUACGGUAUACGCCUCGACGCAAUCAGGCUAAUCCUGGACACAGGAGAACUCAUGACAAAGGAACAAUUGGACGUGAGUAAUUUGACGAUGAAUAUAAAGGCAGAGGAUCAAAAUCCCCAGGUGACAUUUUCCCCCAGUAUAAAGUACGCCGCAUCGGAGGAAUUCACUAGGAAAUAUCCAUACAUCGACACCCAGUCGAAUAAAAAAUUAAAUGCCUCAACUGCAUUUCAACUGUUAGUAAGGCCCGGCUCGUACACGAUUAGCCCCGGCGGUAAAGACGGCAAUGAUCCACAAUUCGAGUCCAGCAAAUGGUCUACCAAAGAAGCAGGAGCCACGGUGAUUAUGGCUCUCUUAAUUCAACUCGAUGGAUUUUAAUUUAUUACCACUGGAGAGUUGCGAGAGGACGUUUCCCUUUGCGUCUCGCUAAGAGACGCGUAUUUCAUUUAAGGAUGAACGAAUGUACAUAAGCAUUAUAAUAGCGUAAUAUAAUUACCGUAAGAUAUUUUUUAAAAUGAA